AUUGGUUCCGAAGCUAUGUUUGUUUAUUUACAAAAUUGACCGUGUUGCUUUGUGUUGUGCUGAGUUCAUUUCAGAAAAAAAUUGCGCUAAAUCGUGAAAAUGUUGAAAUUUUACAAUCUCUUUUUGGAUCCACUUGAGCACAGUUUUUUAUACGUUCAAAUACAUAUUUGAAAAUAAAAUUUGAUGCCAUUUGUUUUUUAAAAUUAUGCUUACAUUAUCGUGAAAUAUAAAAAAAAUUGUGUCUAAAUUUUGGCACACUUUGAAAUAAGUUACUUGUUGGGAAGAUAAUUAUGUCAUUUCUCUUUAAAAAUGGACAUUAUCAUGCUCUUUUAAAAAUUUGUAUACCUCCAAACUUCAGAACUGAAAAAUGUGCUUUUAGGUUAUCUUCCUUUAGGUUUGUUUUGAAUCCUUUCAGAAAAAGAAAAAAUUAUAAAACGGAUGAUCUUAAUAAAACUUCUAGGGUGUGUGUAACAAUAUUAGGGAAUGGUGCUUUUGGACAACCUCGUUGCAUUGGUCUCUUUGCUAAUGAUAAAGUCUUCUUAUUCAAUUGUGGCGAAGGUAUUAGCAGACUUUUACGAGAAUAUUAUUUUGAAUCUGGUUUCAGUCAACUUAGAAAUGUUUUUAUCACCCAUAAUGACUGGUGCAACUUAAGUGGUAUUGGUGAUAUUCACAUCACACAUGAAUCAUUUGGAAUAUAUAAAAUGAACAUUUUUGGUCCUCCUGGAAUUGAGUAUUUCAAUCUCUUGCUAACUUCAGAAAUCAAAACCGCAAAAAUUGUUAGAAGAGAGAAAUACAUAAGUAAAGAAGAUGACCUAAUUGAAAUAGACUCAAUUUGUAUCCAUGCUGAUCCUCAGAGUUAUGCCAAAAAAAGUAUUAAUGAAGUAAUAUUUUCAUAUGCAAUCAAAAUACUUGAAAUGCCUCCUGAAUUAAUACCAGAAAAAUUAGUGGAACACAGGGUACCAAUAGAUGGGUUACAUCUUUCAAAACUGAAAAAUGGAGAGGAUAUAACACUAAGUUGUGGGAGAACAAUACGUGCAGCUGAUGUUAUUAAUCCUCUGAACAAAGAAGAAAUACUUCUAGUCGUUGAUUGUCCUUCAGAAAAAUUUUUGUCAGCUUUUACGGAGAAUGAAGAUUUUAAUGAGUAUCAGUUACCCUCUGAUAAAGCUUCUCUAGUUUCCACUAUUUUUCACUUUUCCCCUCCUAAGGUUGUAGAUACAAAGAUGUAUCAAGAUUGGAUGCAUAGUUUUCACCCAAAGACUCAGCAUAUCAUUUUAAAUGUUUCUUGCUCAUCAGUGUCCAGCGAAUCUGUGUAUAAAAUACAAAGCUUUCUGCAUCAUCUUCAUUCUGAUAUUUUUAAACUUUUGCCUGAUUUCAAGUCCAAGACUCAAGAUUUCAUUUCAACAUCUUCUGUGAUAAAUGCACCUUCAAUGCUACAACUAAAUUAUCGUCCGCAAAAGCAACUGAAUUGGAAUAAUGUUGUAAAUUAUGUCCCUGAAAAAUAUAUAGAAGAUACAAAACAUUAUCCGGGAUUCAAAGAAGAGCUUCUGAAACUGAAAGCUGCUCAGAAAUCUGAUUUACAGUCUUCAUGCAACAAUGGUACUCAGUCUUAUCCUAAAGUAUUGUUCCUUGGAACUUGCUCUGCAACAUCUACUGCUUACAGAAAUGUUUCAGCUAUUCUUUUAAAUGUGAAUUCUAAUAGAAAUAUCUUGUUAGACUGUGGUGAAGGCACUUUCAUGCAAUUUGUACGCUAUUUUGGAAAAGAGAAUGUAGAUAUGGAACUACGAAAAAUCUCUUGCAUUUUUAUCAGUCAUCUGCAUACAGAUCAUUACAUGGGCUUAUUUCUUUUAUUGAAAGAAAGAAUGGAAGCAUUUAGAAGAUCUGGUUGCAUUUAUCAACCUCUUGCUUUGAUUUUACCUAAAGAAAUUUAUUAUAUUUUUAAACGAUUUUGUGAAUUAUAUGAUCCUAUAUUUAAGAAAGUGAGGUAAGAAAAAUUUUAUAAU
Parasteatoda tepidariorum (common house spider) is the source of this 2000-nucleotide messenger RNA. RefSeq names its product zinc phosphodiesterase ELAC protein 2. Gene Ontology annotation, biological process: mitochondrial tRNA 3'-end processing. NCBI's taxonomy places the organism in Eukaryota, Metazoa, Arthropoda, Arachnida, Araneae, Theridiidae. Gene Ontology annotation, molecular function: 3'-tRNA processing endoribonuclease activity. The record is from RefSeq and is a predicted model, not a curated record. Gene Ontology annotation, cellular component: mitochondrion.